CGCUCUGUGUGUGCGUCUCAUGAAAGAGAGGAGUCAACAUGGCGCCUGCUGCAGCCGCGUUGGUGCUGUUUUGUUUAGCAUCAUUUUCAAUUCAAAUGAGCUCUUCCAGACUUUUAUCUGAGCCUUGUUACAAGCCCAUCAGAGACGACAGGCCAGACUUUGUCAAGACACAGGCUCGCCCACAUGAGUAUGUGAAGGUGUCGGACCUUCCUCUGUCCUGGGACUGGAGGAACAUCAGUGGGAAGAAUUAUGUGAGCGUGACACGAAACUAGCACAUUCCCCAGUACUGUGGGUCCUGCUGGGCCAUGGGAGCCACCAGUGCGCUAGCUGACCGUAUCAACAUCAAGCGUGGAGGAGCGUGGCCAUCAGCCUACCUGUCAGUCCAGAACGUGAUCGACUGUGGAGGGGCGGGCUCCUGUUAUGGGGGAGAUCACCUGAGAGUCUACGCCUAUGCACACAAGAGAGGCAUUCCUGACGAAACCUGCAACAACUACCAAGCCAAAAAUCAAAAGUGUGAGCAGUUUAACCAGUGUGGCACGUGCUCCUUCUUCGGAUCCUGUGCCGUUGUGAAGAACUACACCGUGUGGAAAGUGGCCGACUAUGGAGAAGUUUCCGGAAGGGACAAGAUGAAAGCUGAAAUUUACACCAACGGGCCCAUCAGCUGCGCCCUGAUGGCCACUGACGGCCUUGAGAAAUACUCCAGAGGGAUCUUCUCAGAGUUUCACCCGCUGUCUUUGCCCAAUCACAUCGUGUCUGUGGCUGGCUGGGGGGUGACGGAGGACGGGACCGAGUUCUGGAUCGUCAGGAACUCCUGGGGCGAGUUCUGGGGAGAACAUGGCUGGGCAAGAAUCGUCACCAGCGCCUACAAGGAAGGAAAAGGCAAUUGGUUCAACCUGGGUAUUGAGAAAAACUGUGUGUAUGCAGACCCAAUUGUAUCAGAAUUAAAUUGAGAGAGAGACUCUAGUUUAUUUGUUGCUUUUUUUUGACUGCUGAUCAGUUGGAUGGUUUGGAAAAUUAAAGGAAUAAAUGAAACAGUUUUGGAACAUAGUUUUUGUGUUUGACAUUUGCUGUUUGACGUAAGGUUUUUGGCAAACUAUUUUGUGGACUGAAGUCUUAGCUGAUUGGGCUUUGGAGGUGUCAGUAUUUGACUUUGUCUAUCUUUGGACCGAGCUAUGCUAGCUGCCCCCCCACUUCCAGUCUUUACGCUAAGCUAAGCUAGCCAGCUGUUGGCUCCAGCUACAUAUUGACUCACCUUACAGACAUGAGAAUUAAAUCGAUCUUCUCAUCUGAUUCACUACAAGGAUGCAGAUAAGCUUACAUCUCAAAAUGUUGUAUUCCUUCAAGUUAAAGGAGAAAGACAAGCUCCACUUUGAUGUUCAACUUCUAAUUUUUGCAUUCACUUUUCGUACUUCAUUGAAAUGCAUGUAAAACUUUUGUUGGAUGAAGUAAUUGCAAUUUUAGAGCUAUCCACAUGGGUUUUACAAGCUUAAUCACAUUCAGAUGAAUUAAUAUUCAGUUACACAGUGACACAGCGCAUAACAUCUGCAUCACAGCAGCUUCAGCUGAGGGUCUGCAGGCCGAACGCUCAGACCGAUUUAACACGAAUCAGGUCUGGUUGGACUGUCUCGGAGGACCAGCUCGUACUGUAACAAACCACCUCCAACAGAAGCAAAGCGGCUCGUUUUUCCCAACAUGCAAACCUGAUCCACAUGGAAAUGUCUUCACUGUCGCCUUCAUUUGUUAGGUUAACGAUGGGUGUGUGAGUCAGCGUCUCCCACAGAGCUGUAGAAAAGAGGACCAGUGAAGGACACUGAGGUGUUUCAGUGUACAAAUGAAUGCUUCCACUUAAUGUGUACGUCAAAGACUGAUUUUAUUAUUUUUUAGACUCGGCUGUGUAAUUUUUGCUGCUUAUAACUUCUGUUUCUCAGCAUGAAGAUCUAAUUGCUGCUUCAGAGCCUCCUCAUCAGGAUGAACAUUCUGCUUGAGAAAUAGUUGAUUUGUUUAUUUCCUGGUUAAUGUUCAUUAAGGGCAAAGAUUGUUGUCUUUUAUAGGCUUUUUAUUUGUGAACGUGUCUCAUGAAAAGAAGUAGAAAAACCUUUCAUGUAACAGGAAAAAUCUUCUUCAUCUGUGCCAUUAAAAUCACAUCAAUGAGCCAUA
Molecule: messenger RNA, 2157 nt
Organism: Scatophagus argus
Lineage: Eukaryota; Metazoa; Chordata; Actinopteri; Scatophagidae
Product: cathepsin Z
Exons: 6
Cellular component (GO): lysosome
Molecular function (GO): cysteine-type endopeptidase activity
Source: RefSeq, a predicted model, not a curated record